Molecule: messenger RNA, 2268 nt
Organism: Rotaria sp. Silwood2
Lineage: Eukaryota; Metazoa; Rotifera; Eurotatoria; Philodinida; Philodinidae
Source: the annotation of a GenBank genome assembly
AUGAUGAGCAAUACACCGAGUAUAAUUGAAGAGGAUGAAGAUUAUGAUAAUGAUCAGUACAAUUAUGAUCGAUUACAAGUUGUCAUGGAUAGACCAGUAAAUACGAAUCUUGUUAAAAAUCAAAAUGAACAAUUUCCACAACUAACAUCACCAAUAGCAACUGGUUUAAGUUCAUGGCGUAUUUCACGCUUUCUAUUAAAUUUUCUAUCGAUUUCACCUAAUAUGCUUGCUCAAGCUGAAGAACGAUUAUAUCAAGAUUUGAAAACAAAAUACAAUGGUGAAUAUAUAAGCAUUCGCGGUGAUUAUCUAAUUUGGACAGUAAGAAGUUUAAAUUCAUCAAAAACUGCUAUACCAAUUGUACUGAUACAUGAUUUUGGUUGUGCAAGUGGUAUAUGGAUACGAAAUAUAGAUUUUUUAAGUACACGUCAUCCAUUAUAUAUGUUUGAUUUACUUGGUUUUGGUCGUUCAUCACGACCUAAUUUUGAUCAAACAAAUUCAAUAAAUGCUCGAACAAAAUUUAUUGAAUCAAUUGAAGACUGGCGUAUAGCUGUUCGUUUACAAACAAAAUUCUAUCUAGUUGGUCAUGGUUUUGGUGCUUAUUUAGCUACAUUAUAUACAAUGACAUAUGGACAAUUUAUUAAAAAAUUGAUUCUUCUUGAUCCAUGGGGUUUUAAUCCAAAACCUGAUGAAAAUCAAUUAAAUUUAAGUACACCAUUAUGGAUUAAAAUCAUUGCUUAUAUUAUGCAAACAUGGACAUCAUUUUCCGCAUUUCGUUAUCUUGGACCAUUAGGUUUACCAUUAUUAAAAAUAUUUGCACCACGUUGGAAACGCUUAGCACCAAUGGAUUCUUCAACUGAAAAAUCUAAUGCACUUUAUGAAUAUUUAUAUUAUGUUAAUGCACAACCGGCGAGUGGUGACUUAGGUUUUCAAGCAUUAGCGUCAUGGUAUGGUUGGGCGAAAGAUCCAAUUGUUCAAAUUGAUCAUUCAAAUAUCGAAACAAUAUCCGAUGAUAUUUCAAUUGCGUUUAUUUAUGGUUCACGUACGAAUAUUGAUAAUACAGGUGCACAUCAAAUUCUUCAUCAACGUGGUCUAAAUAAUACUUGUAUUAAAAUUAUUCAUAAUGCUGCACAUUUCUUUUUCAUGGAAAAACCAAUUCAGUUUCAUGAAGUAAUGAGUGACAUAUUAAGUGAUUUACCACAGAAUUUUUGUACAUUGGCAUCAGGAGAUAGAACUAUAACUACAACAGUACUUUCAGAUCGUUUUCGUACGAUUGAAAGUUUAAAACGACUCACAUGGAAUAAUACUGGUCCUGAAAAAUUAGUACGUGCUGAAAUGAAAAUAUUCGAAACUUUAAGAUCACAAUUUCAAGGUCGUUAUAUCAAUGUUUUAAAUGAUACACAAAAAGUCUGGACUGUUUGUUCAAAUUUAACAUCAAAUAAUAUUCCUAUUGUACUUGUACAUGGUUUCGGCGGUGGUGUUGGCUUAUGGAGUUUAAAUCUCGAUCAGUUAUGUGCUGACCGAGCUGUUUAUGCUCUUGAUUUACCAGGUUUUGCACAUAGUAGUCGACCAAUAUUUAGUAUGGAUCCUGAUGAGGCUGAACAACAAUUUGUUAAUAUACUUGAAGAAUGGAGAAUCGGAGUUGGACUUAAUGAACGUUUUAUACUUCUUGGUCAUAGUUUCGGUGGUUUUUUAAGUGCAUCCUAUGCUAUACGUUAUCCAGACUAUAUUGAGCAACUUGUUUUAGUUGAUCCAUGGGGUUUUGGACGAAAACCAGAUAAUUGGCAAACAUCACCUAUGCAACGUAUACCACCAUGGUUAAGAUCAUUUUCAGCAGUCAUGAUGAAAAUUUCUCCACUUGCUGGACUUCGUGUAGCUGGACCAUUUGGUAUUCAUAUAAUGAAAUAUUUUCGACCAGAUUUACGUGUUAAAUUUGAAAAGUUAUUUAAUGAUGAUAGAAUAUUAGAGUAUUUAUAUCAUUGUAAUGCUCAAGUGCCAACUGGUGAACAAGCUUUUCGGACAAUUAGUGAUUUACUUGCUUGGGCAAAAAAACCUAUGAUUGAUCGAAUACAUUUAAUUGAUCAACGCAUUCCAAUAUAUUUUCUUCAUGGUGAGCAAUCAUGGAUUGAAAUUAAUUCAUCGAUGAUUGCUCAAGGAAAACGUGACAAUGUUUAUAUAGAUACAAUCCAAGCAGCUGGCCAUCAUGUUUAUGCUGAUGCACCAGAUGAAUUUGAUAUGUAUUUAAAAAGAAUUUUAAUUAACAGAAAUUGA